This is a messenger RNA of Aspergillus pseudonomiae, 842 nucleotides long. RefSeq lists its product as uncharacterized. The coding region runs from base 1 to 777 and encodes 258 amino acids. Lineage: Eukaryota; Fungi; Ascomycota; Eurotiomycetes; Eurotiales; Aspergillaceae. The transcript is spliced from 2 exons. The record is from RefSeq and is a predicted model, not a curated record.
AUGCAGUCAACAUCCACCCACAAGUUGGAAACCUUGAAUGAGGCCGUUUUCACGGGCGAUCUUAUCCUUCUUUUCGCUCCGGGGCAAAAGCCAGCCAUGCUCCUUGUCGAAUUAUCUCCUGGCAGCCGGAGCUCGAAUCCCAAAGCGUCACGAAUCACCGUACGACAAGUGGGGGUGCACUAUCUGAAAAAGCCGGGAUACUGUAGAGUGUCCGGCCCAGACGUCUAUUUUGGCAAGGGGGAAGGCGAUGAUACAUCAGAUGACGAUGACACUGCGAGUGAAGCAAGCGUCGACGCUUCCGCGCGUCCACUUAGUGCGUAUGUGGCUCGAUUCCCUGAGGAAUGUCAGGUGGAAUACCGCGUGAACCCCCAUGGACGCGAUGUUCUAAUGAACUACUGGGGUGGUGAGUGCCCGUUUUGUGAUAGCCUCCAUUAUUAUUGUCCCGGCUGUGGCCCUGCCCGCCUGUUUCCAGACCUUUGGGGUGGGUGUGGUGUGGAUCAGGCCUGUCCCGUCUGCCUGGGUUACAAUUUUGCCAUGGACGACAAAGACGCGUUGAGAGUGAUAGAAUACUAUACAGAUAGGCUUCAUAGAGGCGAUGCUAAAUGUGACGGGGGAUAUGCAGAAAUGAAACGCGAGAUCCUCGACAUGGUACGCGAGCGAUAUGAGAGCAUCAAUGCGCAGAGGGAAGAGAUGGGUUUCUCUUCCUAUGAUGUCAAUAAGAUCGUAGAGGGUUGGUUUGAGGACGACGAUGAUGACGAUGACGACGAUGACGAAUGAGACUCUGGCUCUGCACAGUUUUGCUCGCCAAUUGUCUACUAGGACCCAUGAAUAGUGCUGUGAAU